AUGAAUCUUGUUCCAUUUCAUAGACUUACAACAUCUGAAUCAACUUGUGCGGAAAUAGAAAUCACUCAGAGUGAAAAGAAAUUUUGUAGCUGUCGACAUGACGUCACACAAUUAGCUCGUUUAGUUGCACCCGUUUGUCAGCUUUCAUAUGUGCUUGUAAAAUUAUUGCAAUUUAAGAAGCAAGACAAGACAAGACAAGUAAAUGAAAAUGAAAAAUGUCUGAACUGA
Molecule: messenger RNA, 228 nt
Organism: Clunio marinus
Lineage: Eukaryota; Metazoa; Arthropoda; Insecta; Diptera; Chironomidae
Source: the annotation of a GenBank genome assembly